Echinostoma caproni is the source of this 1179-nucleotide messenger RNA. The record is from the annotation of a GenBank genome assembly. Lineage: Eukaryota; Metazoa; Platyhelminthes; Trematoda; Plagiorchiida; Echinostomatidae.
AUGCCCAGCUUGACGAACGGCGACGUGGGUAACAUCGAUACAUUUCUCUUCACCUCAGAAUCCGUUGGUGAGGGUCAUCCAGAUAAAUUAUGCGACCAAAUUAGUGAUGCAAUUCUGGAUGAAUUUCUGCGACAAGAUCCGGAAGCCAAAGUGGCCUGUGAAACUUUUACCAAAACUGGAAUGAUCCUUGUCGGUGGAGAAAUAUCCUCAACGGCUGCUGUUGAUUUGCCCACUGUCAUCCGGAGGGUUGUACGUGGUAUUGGGUACGACGAUCCCAAGAAAGGCUUGGAUUACAAGUCUUGCAAUAUUCUUACGGCGAUCGAACAGCAGAGUCCUGACAUUGCGGAUGGUGUACACAAAGGCCGAAAAGCUGAGGAAAUAGGAGCGGGCGAUCAGGGCUUGAUGUUUGGAUAUGCGACCGACGAAACGGAAGAAUGUAUGCCUUUAACUGUUGUUCUGUCGCACGCCUUGAAUAAACGUCUUGCUACUCUUCGGCGAGAUGGAACACUUCCAUGGGCUGGUCCCGACAGCAAAACACAGGUCACUGUGGAAUAUAAAAAAGAUGGUGGGGCUUGUCGACCUCUGCGAGUUCAUACCAUCGUCAUCUCAGCUCAGCAUGACACACGCGUCACAUUAGAAAAAGUUCGUUUUGACCUGAUGGAAUACGUGAUUCGUGCUGUGAUACCUGAAAAUCUCCUCGACGAACGGACCGUCUAUCACUUAAAUCCCGCUGGACGAUUUGUUGUCGGUGGCCCUCAUGGUGAUGCUGGAUUGACUGGUCGGAAGAUCAUCGUAGAUACCUAUGGUGGAUGGGGUGCUCACGGAGGCGGUGCGUUUUCUGGCAAAGAUUAUUCAAAAGUUGAUCGGUCUGCAGCGUAUGCCGCACGCUGGGUUGCAAAAUCACUGGUCAAAGCUGGUCUUUGUCGACGCGUCCUGGUGCAGCUCUCGUACGCAAUUGGCAUAUCCGAACCAUUGGCCAUCUACGUGGAUAGUUACGGUACGGGCAAGGUGAGCGACCACGAAUUGUUGGAUGUGGUAAAGCGGAACUUUGAUCUUCGUCCCGGAGUGAUCGUCAACGAACUGGAUUUGCGAUACCCUCGUUACUUGCAAACUGCAGUCUACGGUCAUUUCGGUCGUCCAGAAUUCCCAUGGGAGCAGUGCAAGAAGCUUCAAUUGUAA